UAUUGCUUCCUUUUGUUCAAAUGGAAAAGCUUCGUGAUCUUGUUACGAUUCUUCUAAUCCUUGCUCUAUCAUUUCAUGAAGGGAAGGUAAUAGCUUUGAGAAGCCAUGAUGGAUUAGAGGAAUGGGGAUACGUUGAAGUCAGACCUAAAGCCCAUAUGUUCUGGUGGCUUUACAAAAGUCCCUACAGAGUGGAAGAUCCCUCCAAGCCAUGGCCAAUCAUUCUCUGGUUGCAAGGAGGACCCGGCGGUUCUGGAGUUGGGGUGGGAAACUUCCAAGAGAUUGGGCCAUUGGACACCAGCUUGAAGCCACGAAAUUCAACAUGGUUGAGAAAAGCAGAUCUAUUGUUUGUGGAAAAUCCAGUUGGAACAGGGUACAGCUUUGUGGAGGAUAAUAAACUCUUUGUGAAAACUGAUGAGGAAGCAGCCACUGACUUAACUACAUUGUUAAUUAAGAUUUUCAAAAGGGAUAAAAAACUCCAAAAAAGUCCUCUGUUCAUCUUUGCAGAGUCUUAUGGUGGCAAAUUUGCUGUCACACUUGGAUUAUCUGCUCUGAAAGCUAUUGAAAAUAAUAAAUUGAAGCUUAAACUUGGAGGUGUGGCAUUAGGAAACAGUUGGAUCUCUGCAGAAGACUAUGUGUUAUCAUGGGGUCCUGUCCUUAAAGACGUCUCUCGUCUUGAUGAUAAUGGAUUGGAAAAAUCAAAUAGAGUAGCUCGGAAGAUCAAACAACAACUUAAGGACGGUAAAUUUGUGGAUGCUACCAAUUCAUGGAGCGAACUUGAGUCCCUGAUCGAAGAUAGCAGCAACAAUGUGAACUUCUAUAAUUUCUUGUCGGACGAUGGAAGUGAUCUAUCCAUAACCUCAUCAGCAAUGGAGCAAGGGCUAUUCAAAGAAGUCACAAUGAGACGGUACUCUAGCUAUCUUACUCCCGGUGGUGAUGUUGAUAUUCACGAGUUACUAAAUGGUGUCAUCAAGAAAAAGUUAAAAAUUAUCCCUAAGAACGUUACAUGGGGAGGGCAAGCCGAUCAUGUUUUCAAAAAUUUUGAAGGUGAUUUUAUGAAGCCAAGAAUUCACGAGGUUGAUAAGCUGCUGGCUAAGGGGGUCAAUGUGACUGUGUACAACGGACAACUUGAUUUGAUUUGCGCAACCAAGGGGACUGAAGCUUGGCUUAAGAAACUCAAGUGGGAAGGGCUUGAAAAUUUCUUGAGGAAAGAUAGAACACCCCUUUACUGUGGAAGUGACAAAACGACCAAAGGCUUUGCUAGAUCAUACAAAAACCUGCACUUCUAUUGGAUCCUUCGAGCUGGCCAUUUUGUACCCAGUGAUCAGCCCUGCGUGGCACUAGAAAUGGUUGGUGCAGUCACACAAUCACCAGCAACUUGAAGCUAGCUUGCAUAAUAAGAAGGAAAUUGCUAUAUUUGUAAAAUUAAAAAAAAUGUAAAAGAAACAGAAAUCAUCAUCUAUUAAUCAAGAAAGACAGAACAUACAAAGUCCAAUUGUUGGUGCUCCUCUGGUUCGA
This is a messenger RNA of Lotus japonicus, 1515 nucleotides long. RefSeq names its product serine carboxypeptidase-like 51. Gene Ontology annotation, molecular function: serine-type carboxypeptidase activity. The transcript has 13 exons. The coding region runs from base 21 to 1379 and encodes 452 amino acids. Lineage: Eukaryota; Viridiplantae; Streptophyta; Magnoliopsida; Fabales; Fabaceae. The record is from RefSeq and is a predicted model, not a curated record. Gene Ontology annotation, biological process: proteolysis.